Girardinichthys multiradiatus is the source of this 1059-nucleotide messenger RNA. Its product is annotated as membrane progestin receptor beta-like. The record is from RefSeq and is a predicted model, not a curated record. NCBI's taxonomy places the organism in Eukaryota, Metazoa, Chordata, Actinopteri, Cyprinodontiformes, Goodeidae. Gene Ontology annotation, cellular component: plasma membrane. Bases 4 to 1023 code for a protein of 339 amino acids. Gene Ontology annotation, biological process: response to steroid hormone. Gene Ontology annotation, molecular function: nuclear steroid receptor activity; steroid binding. The transcript has 5 exons.
UCCAUGUGCUCCCCCAUCCUCCUCCUCUCCCUCCCCCCCACUGUCAGAGACCUGGAAGUCCCACCUCUGUUUCGGAGACGCUUCAUCCUGGGAGGGUACCGCUCUGUGGGGCAGCCAUGGCAGCAUUACAUGCUCAGCCUCUUCCAGAUGCAUAAUGAAACCCUGAACGUGUGGAGCCCCCUUCUGGCUGCUGUGGUAGUGGCACUGAGGUUCAUGAUGUUCACCUUGCUGGGAGGAGGGGGGGUUUUGGGUUUUCGCCUGCAAGGUCCAGAAGGUCAGGGACUUUCAAUAGAUGUCUCCUCAAUGCCUCUGGUCCUCUACAUGUUCUCUGCCCUCACAUACCUGAGCAGCAGUGCUGCUGCUCACCUGUUGCAGCCCCACUCGGAGCACGCUCAUUACUCGCUCUUCUUCCUCAACAAUGUGGGCGGAGCUAUCUACCUGUACUGCUGUGCUUUGGCACUAUACCUGUACUGUGCGGACCCUGCCUGGACACAAAGCAUGCUGGGAAAGAUCUUCCUCCCGGCUGCAGCGUUUCUUUCGUGGACCUCAUGCUCUGUUUCCUGUUACGUUAAAGUCCAUUCUCGCUGGAUGUACACGUUCCACAGGAAGCUCUACAGCCUGACAGUAAUAACUGUUAUCAGCCCUAUCGCCCACCUCCUCGCCAUCUGCAGCUGGACAAGCACCCAAGUAAUGCCGCUGCAUCUCCUCCAGGUGGUGCUGUCCCUGCUGUCAGCCUACUUCUUCUCCUGCUCUUCACCUGAGUGUUUUUCCCCUGGUAGCUUUGAUGUCCUCGGUCACAGCUGUCAGCUCUUUCAUGUCCUGCUGUCGCUCUGCAUGGUGGUCCAGCAGGAGGCGCUGUUCCGCGACUUCCUGUGGAGUCGCCCAGCACUGCCCAGACUCUUCGGGGAGGAGCACCUCCUGCUGGCCUGUGCCUCCAUCCUCUGGGUGACCUUCAGCUGUAGCUUGACAGCGCUCGCACUGAGGAGGCGGGUUCAGACUCGGCUCACCACAGAAGAAGCGUAAUGUACAGGGGUUGGACAAUGAAACUGAAACACCUGG